Amoebophrya sp. A25 is the source of this 544-nucleotide messenger RNA. The record is from the annotation of a GenBank genome assembly. Lineage: Eukaryota; Dinophyceae; Syndiniales; Amoebophryaceae.
AUGAAUCUCGUCCAUCUAAGUACCACUAUUUUUGUAGUUGAACGAUCCCUCCGUAUCAUAAUCUUCACUGAGAACAAGAUCAUGGAUUAUAAUAGGGGAAAUCUCUUACUCUUUGAAAAGCAGAACUUCUUCGGCGUUUUCAUAGUCGUGAACGCUCACCACGAGAUGUUGGUGGAUACUUCUACCGGAGAGACCAAGAGACGAUGAUGAUGAAUACGUUGUGGCGAUCCGCCGCUCCGUUUAGUCUUAGCGCCACUUGACGCUCGCACUGAUGUUGUUUCGAAAUUGAACAUUUAUUCUUCAAGCUUACACUUCUUCGACGUGAAUGUAUGUGUAUGUGUAAGUCAUGGUGCUGUAAGUCCUCAUGAGUUCAUGCGACCCCAAGGGUGUCCCCAAAGAAAGAUGAAUCAAUUGAACAGAAAAUAAUAUCAAAAUAAACUUCUCUCCAAUCUACUUCAUUCGUUGAACUUUUACUGCACACAAUCACAAGAUCAACUGGUCGUGCGUACAAAAACCAAAAAUGAGAUGUAGUAAGGACUGCACA